Messenger RNA from Cynoglossus semilaevis (tongue sole), 1896 nucleotides. RefSeq names its product histidyl-tRNA synthetase (gene hars). Gene Ontology annotation, cellular component: mitochondrion; cytosol; cytoplasm. The record is from RefSeq and is a predicted model, not a curated record. The transcript has 13 exons. The coding region runs from base 166 to 1728 and encodes 520 amino acids. Gene Ontology annotation, biological process: histidyl-tRNA aminoacylation; mitochondrial translation. NCBI's taxonomy places the organism in Eukaryota, Metazoa, Chordata, Actinopteri, Pleuronectiformes, Cynoglossidae. Gene Ontology annotation, molecular function: histidine-tRNA ligase activity; ATP binding; RNA binding.
ACACCUGCGGACACAAACCCUCCUGCACAUUACUUUGCACUACUUCAACCCUCCACUCUGAACGACGAUUGUGGUUGGCACCGAAAUUCACCUUCGAACAACGCACUGCUGAAUUUCUGGAUUUUACUCAAAUUAUCUUUGUGUCUACUUUGCUGUUGGACUAACAUGCUGGGCAUGUUUUGUAUCCGUGCGCUUUCCUCUCUGACUCGCCUUUGGACUGCAACACACAUUAAACUUCUGCAUUCUUUACCUGGAAUCACUGUGGCUCAGAUUGAUGAAGAGGUAGCCAAACUGUUACAGCUGAAGGCUCGGUUGGGAGGAGAUGAAGGCAAACAUCAGUAUGUUCUCAAGACUGCAAAGGGAACAAGGGACUACAACCCCAAACAGAUGGCCAUCAGAGAGAAAGUCUUCAACACCAUUAUUAGCAGUUUCAAACGCCAUGGAGCAGAGACCAUUGACACGCCUGUUUUUGAACUAAAGGAAACAUUAACAGGGAAAUAUGGCGAAGAUUCCAAGCUCAUCUAUGACCUUAAAGACCAAGGAGGAGAGCUGCUUUCACUCAGAUACGACCUCACUGUGCCCUUUGCUCGCUACCUGGCAAUGAACAAAAUAACCAACAUCAAGCGAUAUCACAUUGCCAAAGUCUACCGUAGGGACAACCCAGCCAUGACCCGUGGACGCUACAGAGAGUUUUACCAAUGUGAUUUUGAUAUCGCAGGGCAGUAUGAUGCCAUGAUUCCAGAUGCUGAGUGUCUAAAGAUCGUCUACGAAAUUCUCAGUCAGCUGGACCUCGGUGACUUCUGUAUCAAGGUGAACGACAGACGUAUUCUCGAUGGAAUGUUUGCCGUGUGUGGCGUUCCAGAUGACAAGUUCAGAACCAUCUGUUCAACUGUGGAUAAACUGGACAAGGUGCCCUGGGAGGAGGUGAAGAAGGAGAUGGUGAAUGAAAAGGGCUUGUCCGAGGAUGCAGCUGACCAGAUUGGGGAAUAUGUCAGCAUGCGGGGUGGAAUGGACUUAGCAGAGCGACUGCUUCAGGACCAAAAAAUGUCCCAGAGCAAACAAGCCUGCGCUGGCCUUUCAGAUAUUAAGUUGCUCUUCAGCUACAUGCACCUCUUCCAGAUCACAGAUAAGGUGGUGUUUGACCUUAGUCUGGCCCGUGGACUGGAUUAUUACACAGGAGUCAUAUACGAAGCAGUGCUCACUCAGGCUGGUGUCGCCGCCGUCUCCAGUGAAACCCAGAAUGGAGCCGCUGGUGAGGAGAGUGUCAGUGUCGGCAGUGUGGCCGGAGGAGGUCGCUACGAUGGCCUGGUGGGCAUGUUCGACCCUAAGGGCAGAAAAGUGCCAUGUGUGGGAGUAAGCAUUGGCAUCGAAAGGAUUUUCUCCAUCAUGGAACAGAAGGCGGAGGCAUCUGCAGAGAAGAUUCGUACCACAGAGGUCCAGAUCAUGGUGGCCUCUGCUCAGAAAAAUCUACUGGAGGAGAGACUCAGACUUGUCACAGAGCUGUGGAAUGCAGGCAUUAAGGCAGAGGUCAUGUACAAAAAAAACCCCAAACUACUAAGUCAGCUGCAGCACUGUGAGGAGUCAGGGAUCCCACUCGUGGCCAUACUGGGGGAACAGGAGCUGAAAGACCAAGUGGUCAAACUCCGUGUGGUGGCCACCAGAGAAGAGUUGGAUAUUCCCCGGGCUGAUCUGAUCAGUGAGAUCAGGAAGAGGACUUCGGCAGCAUAGUCAUUCAACUGAGACGGCUGUUUCAAACAGAACAACAUUUAGCCAGUUCAGCCGUUUGUAGUUUUUUUUCAAACAGAUCGUCGAGCCUGAAUUAAAGAAUGAAACUCUUUUAAAGUAAGAUGAUUUACAUGGCUGCAUAAGUGUCUCAAUAAACGGUUGUAACCCCUA